Centrocercus urophasianus (Greater sage-grouse) is the source of this 3921-nucleotide messenger RNA. RefSeq names its product serine/threonine kinase 35 (gene STK35). Gene Ontology annotation, molecular function: protein serine/threonine kinase activity; ATP binding. Gene Ontology annotation, cellular component: autophagosome; cytoplasm. Lineage: Eukaryota; Metazoa; Chordata; Aves; Galliformes; Phasianidae. The record is from RefSeq and is a predicted model, not a curated record. Gene Ontology annotation, biological process: positive regulation of autophagy; axon extension; autophagosome organization.
AUGACGGGGCGGGGGAUGCGGCGCGGAGCAGAGCGGGUUCAGGGGGAACUUCACCGCUCCCUGAAAGGAGGCGUUCCAGAACACGGAGAUACGGCAGCGGCGGAUAGAGCGGCGCAGGCCGACCUCGCACAGCCGUUCCGUCCCCACCGUUACAUAAGGCCACAAACCCCACCGGGGCGGAGCGCUCCCCACGGCCGCGGUGUUUACAGCCGCGCGGCGCGCACCAACCCGCGGGGGAGCACCCGGCCGGACCCGCGCCGCUCUCGUCGCCUUCCGCGCCGAGAAGCCCCGCAGGCGGCACAGGCAGCCGCUCCCACCCCUACGGCCCCGUCAGCCCCGCGUCUUCGCCGCGGUUCCCCCCCCGCGGGGUGCGACCUACCCCGCCCCGCGCCGCGCUCCCCCCCCCGCGGCGCAGUGGUACGGCCCGGCGCGCCGCGAUUGGCCGAGCGCUUAAAGGGGCCGGCAGGGCGCGCUUUUCCGCCCUCCGAUGCGGCGGCGCGUGCCCCCUCGCCCGCUCGGCGCUCCCCGGCGCGGCGCUCCGCGGGGCCAGGCGGGCGAGGGGGGGGCGAGCGGGGCUCCCCCCGCGGCGCUGCCAUGGAAACGGCGGACGGCGGCCGCCGAGGGACACAAAGGGCGGCGCGGCGGCGGCGGGCUGCUCGGCGCGGCCCCAUGGCGGCGGCGGUAGCGGAGGAGGAGGAGGAGGCUGCGGCGGUGGGCCCGGGGCCGGGCGGUAGCGGCGCGGGGGCCCCUCGGUACCGCCUGCUGGCCGAGAUCGGCCGCGGGGCGUAUGGCGUGGUGUACGAGGCGGUGUCGAGCUGCAGCGGAGCUCGGUUGGCGGUGAAGAGGAUCCGUUGCGACGCCCCCGAGAACGUGGAGCUGGCGCUGGCCGAGUUCUGGGCGCUGACCAGCCUGAGGCGGCAGCACCCCAACGUGGUGCGCUUCGAGGAGUGCGUGCUGCAGCGGCACGGCCUGGGGCAGCGCAUGAGCCACGGCAACAAGCGCAGCCAGCUCUACCUGCGGCUGGUGGAGACCUCCCUGAAAGGUGAGAGGAUCCUGGGCUACGCGGAGGAGCCUUGCUACCUCUGGUUCGUCAUGGAGUUCUGUGAGGGGGGGGACCUCAACCAGUACGUGCUCUCACGACGACCCGACCCUGCGACCAACAGGAGCUUCAUGCUGCAGCUCACCAGUGCCAUCGCCUUCCUGCACAAGAACCACAUUGUCCAUCGGGACCUGAAGCCAGACAACAUCCUGAUCACAGAGAAGUCCGGCACCCCUGUUCUCAAGGUGGCUGACUUUGGGCUCAGCAAGGUCUGUGCUGGUCUGACAGCUCGAGGCAAGAAGGGUGGCCACGAGAACAGAAACGUGAAUGUGAACAAGUACUGGCUGUCUUCGGCUUGUGGCUCUGAUUUCUAUAUGGCCCCCGAGGUCUGGGAGGGGCACUACACUGCCAAGGCUGACAUCUUCGCCCUCGGGAUCAUCAUCUGGGCCAUGAUUGAGAGGCUCACCUUCAUUGAUGCUGAGACCAAGAGGGAGCUGCUGGGGACUUACAUCAAGCAGGGGACUGAGAUCGUGCCCGUCGGGGAAGCGCUGCUAGAAAACCCAAAGAUGGAGCUGCACAUCCCUCAGAAACGCAGGACUUCCAUGUCUGAGGGCAUCAAGCAGCUUCUGAAAGACAUGUUGGCUGCUAACCCGCAGGAUCGACCUGAUGCCUUUGAGCUUGAAACCAGAAUGGACCAGGUUACAUGUGCUGCUUAAAUUCAGGGCAGGGCACUGCUGUGCUUUGCAGCUGGGUUUAUUUACCAGGGACCCAUCAUCUCCAUUACGUGCAACAAGGGAAGGUGACAAUACAAAAGAUCCUCGGUCUUCAGGAUCUCUGGCAAUGUGAAAUGUUUGGGUGUUUGUUUUGUUGGUGAGCGGUGUUUGGGGGGCACAGGGGAGCUGCAGGGGCACAGGCUGGGCACUUAUCGUGCUCACCUAGACUAUUGAAUGAGAUCCAGAACACAGAGCUGCCCUGCCCAGCUCUCCCCAUGUCCCCCUGCUCUGCAGUUGGACUUUACAAGAGUUAAUAGGCAGCUGUGGUUUGCUGCCAGACAGGAUUGCUGAGCCCAGCCAGGCACGGGUUGGGGUUUAAAGCUAUUGUUUCCACCUAGGAAAUGGGUUUGCAUCUGGAGUGCAUUGCUUUAGAGGUGAGUCUUACAGAGUGUGCGUUGCAAGCAGUAGAAUGUCUUCACAGCCAGGCAGCUUCUGGGUAGGUGCAUGCUGCCUGCACUAGAAACAGCUGUUGUUAGGUAGAGUAGCAUAAGCUGGAAAGGCAGUGGGGAGUCAGCACUGCCCUGCAGGGGGCAGAGCCUCAGAGCCUUGUCUCCCUAAUCUGGGUGUCAUAGAGAUGUUUGUUAGGGGCACAGAGCUAAUGGGGAGUGUGUAGGUACAUUUCAGCUGCGUACACGAGAAACUGAAAACAACCCACUACAAUGAGCCACUUGGUGCCAAACUUGAGUUGUGAGGAGCGGUGCUUGGGAGAGGAGGUUUGGCCUCAGUGGCUCAUGGGCUGGAUUCUGGCCUGCUGUAAAACACUUUUUCCUUCUAGGUAACUGUCUCAAUAAAGUAAAAGGCUGGUUGUAGUUGCUUGGUUGCAGUCAAUGCAGCUCAGGUAAGGAGACUGGAACCUCAGGCCGAUCAGUUAACACUCAGUCUCUUUGCCUAUAUUGUAGCAACACUAACUCUGGGGCUAUGUUGCUUGUCUUUAGACAUUGCUCACUGGAAAUGCAGUGUACAGCACCACCUCUUUUCCAACCUCUGGGGCCUGGACAAGCUAAAAUGCUCCCUGCUGAGCUGACACUGUCAGCAUCAGUCUGGGGGGCAGCAUCACUGCCACUGUUCAGCCUCCACAGCGCCAGGGCUCGGGCAGAAGGGGGUCCCUUGGAUCCCACUGCCCCCCCCCAACUGUUGGCAUUGCCCUUCCCCUGGGCAGAGUUGGAUGGCCCCACUCAUGCCUAGCAUUGCCCCAAGGGCCAUGGUGAGCUGAGAACUGAUCUCUCUUGUUCACAGUACAGUGUUAGUGCCCUACUCCAAACCUCCAUUCCUCCACCCGAUAGAGCCUUUGUUACUUAUUGACUGUCCCUGGCAUGAACUGGUGCAUGCAGAAGGCUAUACCCCCCCAUCCUGCUCAUGGUUUACUCUUCUGGAAGGGUCCCUUGCUGGGAGAAGCCAGCUUUCCAGCAGGAGGUCUCCACGCAGGACAUGGAGGUGGGAGGUGAGCACUGGGGAAAGUACCCCCUCCUGGCCCAUUGCAGGUUCAGGCCAUCUUCAAACCACACGUUUUCACCUCAGCUUUUGCAUUUCAGAUGUGUUUGUAAAGCAGCUUGAUGUUAGCGAGCUAGACCGUAGUGCCUUACUUAGGAGUUAGCAAACACUUCAGAGGACAAGCCCUAGGCUGCUAGCCUUUGGCCAACAUGGAUGUUUCCCUGUUAAUUUGCCCUUUUCAAAGCAUUUCUCCCUGAUGAUUUUGCUGCUGUUUGAGCUCGAUUCCUGGAUGAAGCUGCCUUGUGUUUAUAGCUCCUAGCACCUCUCCUCCAAUUGCUUUAGCCCAGACCAAACUUGUUCUGUGGAGUGAGGUGGCAGCAUCGGGUGUCUCUGCCCACCUGGAACUGUCGAGCAUCUUCUGCGGGCUGAACCCUGCGGAGGGAGUUUUUGGCAUUGAGCUGCAUUGCUGGGAAUGUUCAAGCUUAGGAUAGCAACUCCAAGGCUGGGACCAGGGCAACUCCAUCCUCCUGGCUGGAGCAAAGCAUCCAGGUAUGGAGGGGGUUGCUGUCAUGGGGGGGAUCCAGUGCCCUCCCGCCACCCUUUGGGCUUUGCGGGGUCCAAGCUGAGCCCAGCGCUGGGGGUGAUUGUAUGAAACUGUUUACUUCUGACUGCUGUUUA